Cucurbita pepo subsp. pepo (vegetable marrow) is the source of this 1323-nucleotide messenger RNA. RefSeq lists its product as uncharacterized. The record is from RefSeq and is a predicted model, not a curated record. Lineage: Eukaryota; Viridiplantae; Streptophyta; Magnoliopsida; Cucurbitales; Cucurbitaceae.
AUGACGAGUGUUCUUGAUGAUCAUCCGGAUGAUAUCGAAGUCCCAAACAUUCAGGUCUGGGACAAUGCUGCAUUUGAAAACGGUGAAUCUGAUGUUAGAACUCGUUCUUGGUCGACUGUGCAAGAUUCGUACAAGAACACAUCUUCUGAAUCGUUGCAGAGUGAUUGCAGCAAAGAAAAUUUAUGCCCUUUGAGUUUGAAGACCCCUGUUUCUACAAAGUACUCUGUUUCUGUGAAGCCGCUCAGUCGUACUGGCGUCAUUGAAAAUUCACAAUGGAAGCCAUUGAAAACGCCCUGUAUGAUCAAAAUGUGUGGUGUUAGGGGGAAUGAAGAGGAGGAGGUAAUUAGUAAGGAGAUGAACAUCGAUGAAGAAAUUGAGGAAACAGAGAUGGAAAUCAUUCGACUGUCGACGAGGCUGAAAGCUCUUCAAUUUGAGAAGGCCAAGCGGGAUGCUGCAAGAACAUCAGUUCAGAGGGGCGGAAGAUUCGUGCCCGUCAGAACAUUUGACGUGAAAAUUGGCCAAAACAGAGGAUUGAGUUUGGGACCGUCGGAAAUCCACUCCGGCGUCGGAGCUCGGCGGCAAGGGAAGACGGAACUCACGCCGAUUCAACGGAUACAUAACCGUCGGAAAUCAUGCCUUCCGAAAUUACUAGAGAUUGACGAGGGGAAGACGAAGAACAGAAGAGGAAACAUGAGCCUUAGCCCAAAAUCGCGGAGGACUUUGAUUAAGGCUCAAACUGUUCGGAAACCGGCAACCACCGUCGUAUCCAAAAGGCCGGCGAAGAAAGAUGGGCUUGUUGAAUUGAUUCAGCCGAAGAAGCUCUUUAAAGACGUUGAAAAAUCAGUAGUACCCACGAGUGUCAAAAAGGCAUUGAAGAGUGGUAGGAUUGUAGCGAGCCGUUACAAUCAGAUUAAUGAAAGCAGCUCCCAAGUAGCGACAGAGAAUCGUAAGAGAUCUCUGCCGGGGAAUUGCAGAGACGACGGAAGCAGUAGGUAUGAUAAGCGGCGACCUUCGUCGGAAGUUUGCCGGAGUAAAGGGCGGCAAAGCAGAGUGAAGAAGCAACGGGAAAUUCCGAGUGAAAUGAUGGGUUUCCCAGAAGAAAUGGAAGAAAGGAGUUGGGAGUGUUCAGUUUGGAAGGUGGGGGAAAUGCUUCCAAGGAUCAGGACGAGUCGGUGUGGGAGUAUGAGCCCAAGGGCGUCGGGGCCGGCCAAGAGGGUGGCUGAAUUGAUUGAUAGUAAGACGAACAUUUUUGCUAAUGGGGAGAUGGAAGCAUCGAUCUGUCAGAAGUUGAAUUUUGCAGAGGAUGAGGAGGAAGAAGAAUGA